CACGCUUGACCGACCCUCAACUUGCUUCAAAAAGAAGCUGAGGACUUCUGAAGCGUCAAAAAGAAGCUGAAAAAUAAAAUCGACUUGCAUUUCAUUCAUGGGUUCUCCAUCGCAGAAGAAACUGAGGGCUCUUGAAGCUGGCGAUGAAUCAGACAGAAUCAGCAGACUGCCUGAUGAUCUAAUCCACAAGAUUCUCUCGUUUCUAGAUGCCAAAGCAGCUGUUCAAACCACUUGUCUCUCCAAACGUUGGAAGCCUGUCUGGACCACUCUCCCUUUCCUAAACUUCGGUCGGUACCACAACUCUUCGCCUAAAAAUGUUUCUGAUUUUAUCUGCAAUGUUUUGCGUAAUCGAAACCAUCAUUCUCAUGUUUUUAGUCUCAACUUCCGUGUUAAAUGUAAGGAUGUUUCUCCUAAUUUGCUAGAAGAGUUUGUUGAGUAUGCGAUCUCGCACGACUUGCAAUCCUUAAGACUUGAAUUAUUAGAUGAUCAUAAGCCUUUUAAAUUAUCCACUUUUAGCUCUAAGUCUUUAAAGAAACUUGAGUUAAAUCUGAGGCUACAAGAAUGUGCAUUGGAAUCGGAUUGCUGGGAUUUACCUGCCUUGACAACUCUCCGUCUCAGUUGUGUACGUGGACACGAAAGUCACAGCCGUUUGAAUUCAUGGCUUAAGGAUUCAGUGUUCACGUGCUUGCCUGCGUUAACGAGGCUGAGUCUUCAUAAUUGGGAUUUAUCACAAUUGUUUUCUUUCAGCUUGCCAGCUUUAACAAGGCUCCGUCUGUCUCACUGUACGUUGCCCACGACAGUUUGGGACUUCCCGGAUUUAUUAAGUCUACAACUGGAUGGUGUGGGUCUUCCUGAUGAUAUGAGUGACAUACUCUUUGCACUUGUCAAGUUAAAAAAUCUCACAUUGAUUCUACCAUCAACUCAGCGAGAUUAUUUCAUAUCUUGUCCUCCUCACUUGUUGAACCUGAGUAUCACAGGCAGCUUCUGCCACCAUGGGAAUAUUUGGAGUAACAUUGUGGUUUCGGCGCCAAAACUCUGCAACUUCACUGCUUUUGGUAUAUUUGCAACCACAAUUGGAGUUCCUGAGUUGGAGAAUGUUAAUAUAAGUUUACAGGGUUGGUUUCAGAACAUGGAAUUGACAUGUAGGAAACGGUAUUAUCGGCGGUUGACAAAUAUGCUUCCAGGAUUUUGUAAUGCCAAGAAUCUCACUUUUGACGCGGAGAGUAUUGAGGCACUCAAUGAGAUUUCCAACCUUCUUCAGAGUUUACCUUCUCCAUUCUCUGAGUUGAAGUAUGUGAAGUUACCAACGGGAUGCAAAGAAUCAAGUAUAUCUAGCGCUCUUAGAAGCUAUUUACUUGGUGGCUCUCCUAAUGCCACGUUCGUCACAAAAUUGCCCCAGAUUCAUGGAGUGGAAGAUUCCAUGCUAGAUGCUUCAGUUGAAGGUACAGACAAAGAUCAGGCGAGCUCAUUAGGAGGGCAGAGAGAUUCUGGUUUAUGGCGAGGCCAUGAGGUUAAUUCCGAGUUUGUGGGCCUGCUUGAUCGCAUUAUGCAUAAGUACCCAGAAACCUUUAAGCACUUUACCACAAAAAACAAGAAGCUAUGUACAAUGAAUCUGAAUAUGUUGUGCACCUCACUGAAUGACCUUUUCAAAAUAUCCAUGACUAAUGUGGAUUCUGAGAUGAUGUUUGCGUACAAGGAAGUAAUCUCUUACUUGCAGAAUCAGGGAUUCAACUUAACUUGGGUGGUGGACCGCCUGACCUAUAUAGAACAUCUCCGGUUUUCAAAGCCCCUAAUUAAUGAGCUUUACUCAAUUGAAUGUCAUAUUGAUGAUGCUAAAACUAAACUACAAGACCUGCAGUCUCGAGCUGCUGAUGCCAAAACUAAACUACAAGAUCUGCUAGCUCACGUUGAUUAUGCCAAGACUAGAUUGCAAGCGAAGCAGUCUCUUCGCACGGAGAAGUUGUCAGAAAUUAAGAAAGCUUUUGGAACUACGGAUGCUAAACUUGUUGUUGGUUUCAUUGGAGAUGAUCUACUAUCUAAUCCCUGAAAUUUGUGGUAUGGUUUUGCUUUUGAAAGUUGUGUGGAUUCGUUGGUAAUUGUCAGUUAUCUAUCCCUGAACUAUUUAGUACUUUGGAAGUAUUUUAAAGCUUAUAGACCUCAUAUCAAUCAGUUCAUUCGUA
Daucus carota subsp. sativus is the source of this 2180-nucleotide messenger RNA. Its product is annotated as putative F-box/FBD/LRR-repeat protein At4g03220. The record is from RefSeq and is a predicted model, not a curated record. The transcript has 3 exons. Bases 98 to 2047 code for a protein of 649 amino acids. Gene Ontology annotation, molecular function: protein binding. NCBI's taxonomy places the organism in Eukaryota, Viridiplantae, Streptophyta, Magnoliopsida, Apiales, Apiaceae.